Messenger RNA from Anisakis simplex (herring worm), 393 nucleotides. The record is from the annotation of a GenBank genome assembly. NCBI's taxonomy places the organism in Eukaryota, Metazoa, Nematoda, Chromadorea, Rhabditida, Anisakidae.
GAGACGUAUUUGAUCGUCAUGCGCAAUAUAUUCGGUCGGAAGUAUAAGGUUCAUCGGAAAUAUGAUUUGAAGGUAAAUUCGAUCAUUCUUCACUGCGAUAUCGUAUCGUUCGUUGAAAGAAAUAAUUGUGCGCGUGAUAAUAUUUUUACGAUUGUUGUGGGAAGUGGAAUUCACGAUAUGGAUCGAGCCGAAGCCGAAGCAGCCGCAAGUCAGCCGCCGGCUGGUGGUGAUCAGUCGGAUGCGGAAGCGUCCGGAGAUGAGCUUGUGCCGACACCUCCAGAUUCGCCAUUACCUUCAACCGGAGCAUUUGCACCGAUUCCACCCGGAGGACCUGAUCUCGACGAUGAAUUCUUUGCGAUAUCGAGCAAUCCAUGUUCGUUUGUUUACAUUUGA